GAGCGAAUGUUGUUGUUUUGUUCCAGGAAGAGAGAACGUGGGGAAUGUACUGACACAGCAACUGCGUCAAUAACUAUUUUGACGUGCAUCUUGGCUUUAAUCUGCUCUUCAGCAUGGUAAAUGGUUUUGAGUGAUAGAUGGCGCUAUUCCUGGACGCAUCCUCAGUAGGCAACGCCAUGGACACUUCGAACUUUGCCCACGUCAUCUUCCAGAAUGUGGGGAAGAGCUACCUGCCUCAUGCUGCAUUGGAAUGCCAUUAUACCCUCACCCAAUUCAUCCAGCCUCACCAGAAGGACUGGGUCGGCAUAUUCAAGGUCGGUUGGAGCACAGCGCGCGAUUAUUACACAUUCCUGUGGUCGCCUCUUCCUGACACCUACGAGGAGGGCACUGCGGUCAACAGGGCUGUGGUGUUUCAAGGAUACUACGUUCCCAAUGAUGACAGCGAGUUCUACCAGUUCUGCUACGUGACUCAUAAAGGGGAGAUCCGUGGCGCCAGCACGCCCUUCCAGUUCCGUGCCAACAGCCCCUCCGACGACGAGCUGCUGACCGUGGAGGAUGAGUGCAACUCGGACAUCCUGGUGGUCACCACCAAGACUUGCUUCCUGGAGCAAAAGUUGGAGGAAGCCCAGAGAGAGAAGGAGGAGCUGGUGAAGACCAUGGCCCUCCUCCACCAAGAGAGAGACCAGCUGGAGGUGGAGAAGGAGAGCCUGCAGAAGGAGUGCGAGAAGGAGAAGGAGACCUGUGCCCAGUUCAGACGAGAGAAUCAGGAUGUGCAGAGCUCAUCCCAGGCCUUACAAGAGGAGCGAGAGGAGGUGAAGAGGAGGCUGGAUGAGGCCACGGCAAGAGUUGUGCAGCUGGAGGAUGACCUCAUAGGCAUCACCCAGAAAGGGCUACAGAGAGAGACUGAGCUGGACGGCCUGAAGGACAGAGUGAAGAAGCUGACCGUGGAGAAGGAAGCGCUGGAGUCCCAGUUGAAGAACGAGAAGGAUGAGAAGGAACUGUACAAGAUUCACCUGAAGAACCGUGAGCUGGAGAACACCAAGCUGAGUGCAGAGCUGCAGAUGCUGAAGGGCGUGGACGUGAACAAGGAGAACACCAUCGCCCAGCUGAAGGACGAGGUGGGCUGUCUGCGCACCUGCCUGACAGAAAAGGAAAAGCAGCACAGAGAGGUCCUGGCCAAGGCCUCCCCGUCGGGGGAGCUGAAGGCCCUGAAGGAGCAGCUGCGCCUGAAGGAGGAGCAGCUCCACGCCACCCAGCAGGAGUCCUCCCUGCUGGGCGCCGAGCUCCGCGACGCCUCCAGCACCCGGGACCGCAGCAUGGCCGACCUGUACCGCAUGAGGCUGGAGGCCGACGCCCUGCGCCGGGACAAGGCCGACGUCCAAGCGCAGUGUGCCCGGCUGGAGCGCCAGGUGGAGCAGGUGAAGGUCCAAGCCCAGCACGAGGCAGCCAAGGCAGAGGCCCGGCCGGAGGAGGAAGGCGUGGAUCCUGCCACCGUCCUCGAGCUGCAGCGAGAGGUGGAGGACCUGAAGCUACGCCUGCAUAUGGCCGCCGAACACUACAAGGAGAAGUACAAGGAAUGCCAGCGACUCCAGAGACAGGUGGCCAAGCACUCUGAACAGCAGGGGGAACUGAAGAAAACCCCUGCGGCGGAGGCCAUAACAGUUCCUCUGUCUGUGAGCCCAGACACAUCAGUGCCAGGUAGCCCAGGUUCUGCUGACCCCAUGCUAGAGGCCAUCUUCCAGGAGAAGCUCAAAGGCAUGAACAGAGAAGCCUCCGACAAGAGCGACAAAUACAAGAAAUGCAAACAGAUGCUGAGUGAGGAGAAGGAGCGUAGCUGCAUGUUUGCCGACGAGCUUGCCAAGAUGGAAGUGAAGUUGAAGGAGCAGCUGAAGACCAAUGAGAGCCUGAAGCUGCAGCUGGCAGCAGAGGAGGACCGCUACAAGAGUCAGGUGGCAGAGAAAGGCCGUGAGCUGAAGGAACUGAAAGGCACUCUUGCUGUUCUGAUGAAGGAGAAGGAGAAACUCGAGGGGGAGCUCCAGAACGGCAGCCCCAGGAAGUCGGAAGACAAAGAGGAGAUCAGCCUUGAGAGCGUCCAGUCACUGUUCCUGCAGUACCCCCUCCCCUACGCCCAGGACACCCCCACACCCCUGCUGGUCCCCCAGACCCCCACACAGCUGCACUUCGGGAACCCCUACUCCCCCUCCGACACCAGAGACGGAGCGGACGGGGAGUUCUCCGACGACCAGGUGCUGCGCCUGCCCCCCGUGGGCCCUCCGUCCUGGGACAGCAACGUGGUGUGCAUCCAGCCGGCACGCAACCUCAGCCGGCCCGACGGCCUGGAGGACCCGGAGGAGCAGCAGGUGAAUAACAACAACAACGGCAAUGCCGGUGAACACCCUGCAGCCACUGAACCCCACAGCCCUGUCUUAAACGAGGGGCAGACAACCUUUUGCUUUGAGUCCAGCAUGGACAUCCACAAGCGCUGUCCGCUGUGUGACGUCAUCUUCCCCCCCAACUAUGACCAGAGUAAGUUCGAGGAGCAUGUGGAGAGCCACUGGAAGAUCUGCCCCAUGUGCAGUGAGCAGUUCCCUCUGGACUGCGACCAGAAGAUCUUCGAGAACCACGUGCUCACCCACUUCGACGGCAACGUGCUCAACUUCGACUAGACGCCCUCGGAAGGUGCGCAGACGCGUCCGGUCCCGCCAGCUUCUCUCGCCUCUGACGUCAAUCCCACUGCACUCUUUUUUUCCGCAUGUAACAGUGUGAAGAUCCACUUUUAGGAUUGUUAUCGACUUGCAGUUUGUAACUUUUACGUAGAAGAGCCUUUUCUUGUGAAAGUGAAAGGUGCUGCGGUUCUCCAAAAAGGACGAUGUUAUUCGAUUUUAGUGUAACUGAGGGCUAUGGGUUUAUGAGUAAAACAGACCUCUUGAAAAAGUCCUCUUGGUUCUCGUUUGAAGAGACUUUGGGGGAAAACGACUGUUCUAUACUCACCUCUGUCCGAAACCACUUUUAAAAGAUAAAACAUGAACACUAGAAUUAAGAAAUCAGGGACAGUAGUUACAGGUUUACCAAACAGACAUUGAACCCUUCAACCAAACGCUUCCCCUGGGCUUCUUGUUUGUCAGAUAUCCCUUCUUUAUAGAAAGCAGCCAUGCUGCACUUGAUGCAGUCAGGACGAAAGCAUUGCUUCUGUGAUUUAAAUCCAAACCUGAUCAUAUUAUUAAAUAAUCUAUUUUAGAACUAAGUUUAAAGGCCAAUGAUAUUGCACAAAGCCUUCGCAAUAUGGUUUAUGGUGAAAGACAUGUUCUUCAUUAGUGCAAGUUGAUUUCUUCUGCUUGUUUUAUUAUUUUAACUCUACUGUGUUGUGUGUCUGGCUAAACAGCUCAUGCCUAACCGCUCUGCUGAUCAGUGCAUGUCAGGCCUGUGUUAAAUGUAUUUCUCUCUUUACUUCUUUAAGUUAUUCCUGUCAUAGAGACUGUUCAUUUCCUCGCGUGUUUGACUCAUGUAUCAAAAAUGAAUAAAAUCUCAAUAAAAGUGUCAGUUUGAAACAA
Messenger RNA from Hypomesus transpacificus, 3551 nucleotides. RefSeq names its product Tax1 (human T-cell leukemia virus type I) binding protein 1b (gene tax1bp1b). The transcript has 18 exons. The record is from RefSeq and is a predicted model, not a curated record. The coding region runs from base 138 to 2666 and encodes 842 amino acids. NCBI's taxonomy places the organism in Eukaryota, Metazoa, Chordata, Actinopteri, Osmeriformes, Osmeridae.